Drosophila novamexicana is the source of this 1411-nucleotide messenger RNA. RefSeq names its product metaxin-1 homolog. The transcript is spliced from 5 exons. Gene Ontology annotation, cellular component: SAM complex. The record is from RefSeq and is a predicted model, not a curated record. Gene Ontology annotation, biological process: mitochondrion organization. Bases 132 to 1106 code for a protein of 324 amino acids. Lineage: Eukaryota; Metazoa; Arthropoda; Insecta; Diptera; Drosophilidae.
AAAUCGUCCGGCACAUUUAGGCAGAUCUAUUUAUUUUUUGAUUAAUAUUUUUCAACAAUGCAAAUGCAUGUGCAUUGCUAAACGACCGAUAAAAGAGCAUAUUUAGUGACUAGAAAUAUUAAAAGCACAAAAUGCAAUUGGGCUCCAAGCUUCAUGUGUACAAGGGCGAGUGGGGACUGCCGUCCAUUGAUUUCGAAUGUAUGCGUGCCUUGUGUCUGCUGCGCUUUACCCGCUGCCCCAUGGACAUUGAAACAAACACAAACCCAUUGCGUUCGGGCGCUGGAAAAUUGCCCUAUCUACAGAUUGGCAAUGAUAAAUUUCUUGGAUAUAAGGAAAUUAAACGCGUGCUGGAUCUUGAGGGUUAUCCGGUCGAUGCGCACUUAAAUAUAAAACAAAAGCACUUGUCCACUACAUACUCGAACUGGGUAUUCACACAACUGCAUGCCUACUACCAUUACUUCCUGUACGGUGAACCCCACAACUAUGAUACAACCACACGUGGCUUGUACGCAAAGCGCACACCAUUCCCAUUUAAUUUCUACUAUCCUUCAACUUACCAGCGCGAAGCCACCGAUGUAGUCCAGGUGCUGGGUGGUUUCGACAUUAACGAUAAGCUGGAAAAGCAUGAGGCCGAAUAUCUGACAGCUAAUGCCAAAAAGUGUGUUAACUUACUUUCUCGUAAAUUGGGACGCAAGGUUUGGUUCUUUGGUGACACCUACAGCGAAUUGGACGCCAUUGUCUACAGUUAUUUGGCGAUUAUUUACAAAAUAACACUGCCCAAUAAUCCGCUACAGAAUCACAUAAAAGGCUGUCAAAAUCUAGUCAAUUUCAUUAAUCGCAUCACCAAGGAUAUAUUCCGCAAUGAAUGUUAUAGUUCCACCAAACUAACCAAAGCCUCCAGCCACACAGACAAUACGAUGACCCCGUCGGAGCGCAAAUUCUUGGAGACGGAGCUAAAUACAAAGAUUGUUGCUGGCGUUGGCGCUGUGCUUGCGAUGGGCGCAUUUGCAGCUUGGCGUGGCAUUUACACCCAGUUAACACGCUCGUCAACGGAUUAUGACGGCAUCGACUAUGAGGACGAUGAGUUGGAGGAGGUCUUGGAUUAGCUUCAGCUCUGUACAUUUAUAAUUUUAACCAUCGAUGUAUAUUUAUAAAUAUUUCGAAAAUGAGUGAAAAGGAAGGCACUGCAAAAAUUUGUGUUUAAGCAAUUUGUUUAAAAAGCACGCAUAUAUAUAUGUAUAUACGAUUUGAAGCUAUAUAAAUUAAUAAUGCGCCCUCCACCAUUAUUCAUUGUUUUUUUAAACUAUUUACCCUAUAUGAAAUUGUAUGUUAAAAAGAAAAAAUAAGCAGCAACCAAAACGUGAUUAAACGUACAACUGACGCUGCUAACGUUAAUUGUAACUAGAUUGAA